Messenger RNA from Hevea brasiliensis (rubber tree), 1649 nucleotides. RefSeq names its product arginine biosynthesis bifunctional protein ArgJ, chloroplastic. Bases 141 to 1550 code for a protein of 469 amino acids. Gene Ontology annotation, biological process: L-arginine biosynthetic process; L-ornithine biosynthetic process. The record is from RefSeq and is a predicted model, not a curated record. Gene Ontology annotation, molecular function: L-glutamate N-acetyltransferase activity, acting on acetyl-L-ornithine as donor; L-glutamate N-acetyltransferase activity, acting on acetyl-CoA as donor. Lineage: Eukaryota; Viridiplantae; Streptophyta; Magnoliopsida; Malpighiales; Euphorbiaceae. The transcript is spliced from 17 exons.
GUGUUCCAUUUCACCAGCAUAGCGUAGAAUUGAGUCCACCUUUUUAAAAACCCAAAACCCUACUGUCUAUUCACUACACUACCCACUCACUGCUACUCCGCUAAUUUCCAGAGAUCAGCUCACGCCCACUCUACCAAAGCAUGAAUUCCUGUACUCUUCACUAUGUUUCCAUUAAACUCCCUGAACUACACACUUCUAAGAUUUUGAGCCCCUUUAGUUUGACUAAGAGGGAUUUUAAAGUAUUUGCGGUUGCUUCAAGUGUGAACGAGCCGUCCAAUUAUAUCCCAGCAGCUCCCAUUUUUAUCCCAGAAGGGCCAUGGAAGGAGAUUCCUGGGGGAAUUACUGCUGCAAAGGGAUUCAAAGCUGCAGGCAUCUAUGGUGGAUUACGUGCCAAGGGAGAGAAACCUGAUCUUGCACUUGUCACUUGUGACAUCGAUGCCACAGCUGCAGGGGCAUUCACUACAAACAUGGUUGCUGCUGCACCUGUCUUGUAUUGUAAAAAAGCAUUAGAUAUUUCCAAAGUGGCACGUGCAGUAUUAAUAAAUGCUGGUCAAGCAAAUGCAGCAACAGGUGAUGCGGGUUACCAGGAUGUGCUAGAAUGUGCUGACACCCUGGCUAUGAUGCUUAAAGUGAAGCGAGAGGAGGUUUUGAUUGAAUCCACAGGUGUAAUUGGUCAACGAAUAAAAAAGGAAGCACUUCUAAAUGCAGUUCCAAGAUUAGUUAAUUCUCUCACAUCAUCGAUUGACGGGGCACUUUCUGCUGCAGUGGCGAUUACAACUACCGACCUUGUGAGCAAGAGUGUGGCAAUUGAGUCCCAAGUUGGAGGGACAAACAUACGAGUUGGAGGAAUGGCCAAAGGUUCUGGGAUGAUCCACCCUAAUAUGGCCACCAUGCUUGGUGUAAUAACCACUGAUGCACUUGUCAAAAGUGAUGUUUGGAGGAAGAUGGUACAAAUUGCUGUUAACCGGAGUUUCAACCAAAUAACAGUAGAUGGAGAUACUAGUACCAACGAUACAGUCAUUGCUUUGGCUAGUGGUUUAUCUGGAUCAACCCCAAUAUCAUCUAUCAACUGCAAUGAGGCAGUGCAACUUCAAGCUUGCCUUGAUGCAGUAAUGCAAGGUCUUGCCAAAUCAAUAGCUUGGGAUGGAGAAGGAGCUACAUGCCUAAUUGAGGUAAUAGUGACUGGUGCAGAAAGUGAGGUGAAAGCAGCAAAGAUUGCACGCUCAGUGGCAUCUUCUUCACUUGUCAAGGCAGCAGUGUAUGGCAGAGAUCCAAAUUGGGGAAGGAUUGCUGCUGCUGCUGGCCAUGCAGGGAUUCCUUUCCACCAGAACAACCUCCACAUUAUGCUGGGGGAUAUUUUGCUGAUGGAUAAGGGGCAACCACUUGCAUUUGAUAGGGCUGCAGCUGGUAACUAUCUCAAGAAGGCUGGUGAGACCCACGGUACAGUUGGAAUCUACAUUUCUGUGGGUGAUGGAACAGGAAGUGGACAAGCAUGGGGCUGUGACUUGAGUUAUGAUUAUGUCAAAAUAAAUGCACAGUACACAACAUAGAGAAAUCCACUGUAUCCCAGCUAUCAUUCACCAAAUUGAACUUUACCCCAUCAGAGGGCAUUCCAAAAGAUUAAAUAAAUAACAUUGCUUGUUAUAAAA